AUGGCGAUCACUACCAUUACCACUACCACUACCAAUCCAGGCCAACACUACAAUAGAUUCGAAGAAGCAAAAAAGUUAGAUGAAUCAAAAACCAGAGUCAAAGGCCUCGUUGAUCCAGGCCUCACCACUAUCCCUCACAUCUUACACCACCCACCUCAAAACUCACCCAACCCAAAACCCUCAACUCGAAACCCCAAACUAUCACUCCCCAUUGUCGACCUCUCUAGCACCCGGUCAACAGUGGUUGACCAGAUCCGUCACGCUGCCUCAACCAUUGGGUUCUUCCAAAUUAUCAACCAUGACAUACCAAAAAUUGUCAUGGACCUUAUGCUCUCAUCUAUCAAGUCUUUCCAUGAAUUACCAGACACCACUAGGAUGCAAUGUUAUGGUAGAGACAUGUCUCAUGGUGUUGCGUACUAUACUAACGUUGAUUUGUACAAGUGCAAGGAAGCUAAUUGGAGGGAUUCACUGGAGGUCUGCUUGGGCCCCACACCUCCGGAACCAGAAUACGCUCCAGAGCCGGAGUUGACAGUGGGUCUCAAGUGGCAUACGGAUCCGGUGGGGUUGACGGUGUUGUUGGUGAAUGAGGUUAGGGGGUUGCAAGUGAAACAUGUUGAGGAUUGGAUUGAUGUGAAGCCUGACCCUAGUGGUCUCAUUGUCAACAUUGGUGAUAUUCUUCAAGAAGCCACAUGUGAUUUUGAAGAAACUAUGAUAUCCAACGAUGAAUAUAAAAGUGUGGAACAUCGAGUGUUGGCGAACCCCUCUCGUGAGCCACGAGUCUCAAUUCCAGUAUUCUUCACUUCAAGAAUGACAGAGAACAUGUACGGGCCAUUAUCAGAAGUAGUGUCUCCAGAGAAGCCGGCGGCUUAUCGUCAAUUCACAAUCUCAAAUUUUAUGGAAAAAUACUACUCGGAGGAGUUGCGUGGCAAGUCUGUGAUGAAUGCAUACAAAGUCUCCAACAUAUAA
This is a messenger RNA of Ilex paraguariensis (yerba mate), 966 nucleotides long. The record is from the annotation of a GenBank genome assembly. Lineage: Eukaryota; Viridiplantae; Streptophyta; Magnoliopsida; Aquifoliales; Aquifoliaceae.